UCCAAGAUGGCGCCCACGACCACGCUGGGAACCCAGCGUGAAGCCGCAGUUCUGCCAUCACUCAAGAUGGCUGCCCCCAUCAAGAUGACCGGGGUGUGCCGGGGAAAAAGGGGCAGCAGGAUGGUCUGAGAUGGUCUAUCGUCGGACCAUGUGGAAGUUUCUGGGACGGGGGAGCCAGAUGAUGGGGGGUGGGGCUUGCUGGGGGGUAGAGGGAGCAAUACUUCCAUUUCUAGGCUAACCCUGGCCCCUUCCCGUUUUCUGGACUAAAAUGGGGAACACAUUGGGCCUGGCACCAAUGGGGACUUUACCCCGUCGGAGUCCCCGCCGAGAAGAGCCUCUGCCCAACCCUGGGAGCUUCGAUGAGCUGCACCGACUGUGCAAAGAUGUAUUCCCAGCACAAAUGGAGGGAGUGAAGCUCGUGGUCAACAAGGUUCUGAGCAGCCAUUUCCAGGUGGCUCACACUGUGCACAUGAGUGCUCUGGGCUUGCCCGGCUAUCACCUCCAUGCGGCCUAUGCGGGAGACUGGCAGCUGAGCCCCACCGAGGUAUUCCCCACUGUGGUGGGGGACAUGGACAGCAGUGGCAGCCUCAACGCCCAAGUCCUGCUCCUCUUGGCAGAGCGGCUGCGAGCUAAGGCUGUCUUCCAGACUCAGCAGGCCAAGUUCCUGACCUGGCAGUUUGAUGGCGAGUAUCGGGGAGACGACUACACAGCCACGCUGACCCUGGGAAAUCCUGACCUGAUUGGAGAGUCAGUGAUCAUGGUUGCUCACUUCCUGCAGAGCCUCACUCAGCGGCUGGUGCUGGGAGGAGAGCUAGUUUAUCACCGGCGGCCAGGAGAAGAGGGGGCCAUCUUGACACUGGCUGGGAAGUACUCAGCUUUACACUGGGUAGCUACAUUGAAUGUGGGAUCAGGCGGGGCCCACGCAAGUUAUUACCACAGGGCAAAUGAACAGGUUCAGGUUGGAGUGGAGUUCGAGGCGAACACAAGACUACAAGACACAACCUUCUCCUUUGGUUACCACCUGACUCUGCCCCAGGCUAACAUGGUGUUUAGAGGCUUGGUGGACAGUAACUGGUGUGUGGGUGCUGUGCUGGAGAAGAAGAUGCCCCCCCUGCCCGUCACCCUUGCCCUCGGAGCCUUCCUCAAUCAUUGGCGAAACCGAUUCCAUUGUGGCUUCAGCAUCACUGUGGGCUGAGGUGGUCCCAGAGCAGCCCCCACAGCAGCUGGAACCUCUGAGUCAGGUGUCCGAGGGCCAGAGACUAGGCCCCUCUCCAGAGCCCACCUUGCUGGGUGACCUCUAGGUCCCAGGAGCAGAGUGGGGGUAAGAGCAUGCCCUUCUCAGAACUGGAGCUGCCACAGGGGCAGUGGUUUGGGGCUCCCACCUCUGCCACCAGCCCCACUUUCAUCUUCUCCAUGCUCUUGUGGCUCUGGACUAAGGAAGAAAGAUUAAGGGAACGUCUGGCUGAAUCCUCCCCCACCCUUCCUUCCUUCCUUCCUUCCCUUUGGGUAUUACUCCUAGCCCCUUCUUCCAAGCAGAAAAGUCUGCAUGGGAUUAGCUCCCCUUCCUGUGUUCCCUCCCGGGGCCUCCCAAGGCUGGGGUGCAGGGCUGAAGGGCUAAAUGUCUGGCCUCAGAAAGUGGGGCCU
Molecule: messenger RNA, 1644 nt
Organism: Tupaia belangeri chinensis (Chinese tree shrew)
Lineage: Eukaryota; Metazoa; Chordata; Mammalia; Scandentia; Tupaiidae
Gene: TOMM40L
Product: translocase of outer mitochondrial membrane 40 like
Exons: 10
Coding region: 269-1195 (308 amino acids)
Biological process (GO): protein import into mitochondrial matrix
Cellular component (GO): mitochondrial outer membrane
Molecular function (GO): transmembrane protein transporter activity
Source: RefSeq, a predicted model, not a curated record